UCCACUGGAGCGUCCACAGACAAACAGCACGGGGCAGUGGGAGAAUUAACUUCAGUCUCCAUCCACACGAAACAGACCCGUACCCGCGGGUACACACACAUCCAGAGUCCCGUCGCUUCCUGAAGUGCUUCUCACGGAAAUGGUUCACCUGAAGUUUCGGUGAAAGUUUGGGAGUUGGGGAGGAAGGAGACGCAGCGGGGAGACGCUGCAAAUGGAGAGAGGGUAAAUUAACCCAUCUGGAUCAGCAAAGUUCAGCAAGGACAUAGCUCCAGUGUGAGGUGGUAUGUCAAACCGUGACUCGCUAGGGUUCGGGGAACUGCUUCCCCAGGAUGUGGUUGAUAUUUUUGCCCAGGAGAAGCAUGGCAAGAGGGGCCAGAAGAAACGCAGCCACUCCCUGGGCCGGGCUCUGGGCUGGCUGAAGGGCAAGAAGAGGAAGGAGCUCGGUGCUAAGGGGCAGGGCCUGGGUCUCGGUCCUGCGCUCGACUUGGCUUUGGAUGGGCACCCUGCUGGGCAUCAGGGUGGACACAAGGGAGGACAUAAGUCGGGAAGACCACAAGGUAACAGUCAUGCUGUCUCCAAGCGAGAUGAUGAUGAUGACAAGACUCCGGCACCCCCGGAGUUCCAGGAGAAUGUGUUCAUCGAGGCCAGCAGGCCCAAGUACCUGGAGAACCUCCACACUGAGGCCCUGGAGGGAUUGAAAAUGAUGCAGCAGGAAGAAACCAAUAACGGAGUGGAGUUCCAGGACAAUGAAAGCGCGAUUUCGACAAUAGGGACCAACACGGACAGGGAAGAUGCUGGAUUUAUGACAGACAGUACGAUUGCUGACACAACUUCUGUUGUCUCUGUACAAUCAUCUGUGUCCACAAGAUCCUCCCGCUCUGGGCUCACCAGGCAAGGAUCAACAUUCAGACCCUUAAACUCUGGGGAAAAGCCUGACAAGAGCAAGAAAAGGAGACGACACAGGAAGACUGUUGGGAGUAUCCCACAGCAUGUCCAGAGAGAACUGGGCCUGGACAGAGCGGGUUGGUCACUGACUCAGAGGUUAGAUGAGGAGCAGCUUUACAAUGGUGAAUCUGACAUCAGCCCAACCACUGAUGGGCUACAGCAGGCAGCACAAAGGGGAGCUGGUGCCAACUCUCCCAACAUCAAUGUCAUGCAUCCCCUCAGCAAAGAGAAACUUGAGCAGCUGGGUGAUGCUCGUCAUAGGGAUGACCUGGACCUGCUGCAUCACCUGAACCCUGACUUGUCAGAUGGGGACAGGCCUCAUUCCCUGGCCGUUCCUUGGAUGACCACUGCCAACAGCCUCCAGCCGGAGCUGCCAAGCCCUGUCAUAACCACAUCACCCCAGGCUGCCUACAUGUCCAAAAUCAUUCCCAAUGCUGUGUUGCCACCGUCUAUCGACGUGGUGGAAAUCAGCCGUGGACGGAGUCGUAACAGUGUCCGCACGGUCAGCAAGAGCAGCCUGCUGCUGUCCAGUCCAGCCACCUCUCGUGCUUCCUCCAGAGCCUCCAAUGUCACCUCCGCUUCCCACCAAAAACCUCCCAAUAUGUCCGACAGCUCUUGUUGGAGCAACUCUGAGUCCUCAGAUACCUUGGUAUCUGACUCCUCAACCAUCUCCAGGAGCAGCACCCCCAGGCAGAAGAGGUCACAGAAUGGAGAUGCCUCUGCUAAAGCGGACAAAAGCAGUGUUCACUCCUCCACCAGCAAGGGUUCAAAAUGCACCUCCAAUGGGAAGGUCAUUAUUAAGGAAGGCGAGGGUAAGAAAGAUGGGUCGUUUGCACGUAGCCUCUCUGUCAUGAAAGCCAAGAGGGCUCCUCCCCCUCCGAGCCGCUCCUAUUCCCUUCACAAUAAGAUGAAACGACGGUCACGUGAUCUGGCGGAGGUCAGGAUCAACUCAAGGGAAUCUUCAUUACAAAACAUUGCAACGUCUGGUGAAAAAGAGAAAAACAAAUCAGGAUCUUCUCCUUUGCCCGGCAAACCUGUAGACAGCCCUGGAUACAAUGCGGACACCAGUUCUCUGGAAGACUCUACAGGUUCUGCAUCAUUCAGUCCCCUCAGACCCUAUCUGCCUGCACGAAAGACAGAGGAAGCUGCAAAGGUUGAUGAAUCGGAUUCCAAAGAUGCUUCACAAGAGAAAAAGGAACCCCUUAAGGAGAAUAAGCUAAGCAAAACAAUCUCUCCGUCCAGUGGCUACUCCAGCCAAGAUGUUUCUAAGCAGUCCCACAGCUCAUCUCCAAGGCACAAAAGAGGCAUCUUUGCAAAGCUUCAGAGGUUAUUUCCUGGGUCCUCUCCUGCUGCUUCAAAUGCAUCCUCUCUCACCAAGCCAGAGGAUCCCAAACCUGAUACCACAGUCGAUACUGUCAGUGACAGCCCUUCUGUGAGGGCCUUGAGAGAACUCUUCAACAUCCCUCCACCACCUAAAAUCCAUGCACCUCCACCCCCUCCUCCAGAGGUGUGGGUUCACAGCAGGCGCUCCAUUGAACUGCUCCUGGGACCACCGGUCCCCGACAACCUUCAGGCCAUCAUAAAGAAGAAUCCAAAGGACAGGAGACAACAGAGGCAGUCUCCUCCUGCAUCUACAGAGGGCUCUGUGAAGAGCUUGGUGGUGGAAAAAAAACACAAGAAUCCGGCUGUGACAGUGGAGUCCGUUGAUGGAUCAUUACAUGUGCAGGAGAUAAAGAAAGUUCAAGAAAGUGGUAUUUUGAGUGCAGAGAUUCACAAAGAGAAUGAUGAGCGACUGGCUGAGCAAAAUGUUGAUUUGGAAGGAAACAGCAAAGUGACAGAAAAAGAUGAGAAAGUAAGAGUAAGUGACAUUAUAAACGGGAUGUUAGUGAAGGCUGUAGAGAAACGCAAAGGAAGGCUGGCAGCACUGAAAGAAGACGAAGCCAAAAAGAAAUCCACACAAGCCACAGAGCUAAAGACUAACACAGAUACGAUACCUGCUAUUUCAUUAGCACGCAUUCCUCCCCAACCCCCAACCACUGUAUCCCCUGAGUCGUCCUGGCCCCCACCACCCCCACCAAUAGCACCAGCGGGCCUCAAUGGGCCUGAUGACGUUGAUUUCCCUCUUCCGCCCCCACCAAUGUUCAGUGAGGUGGGGUUAGUUGUACCUGUGCAAGUCCCACCUGAGAGGACCAUUCCUGGUGGUAACUCCUCUUCUACAACUACGUCUGUAAUAUCAGUGGUGAAAACAGAAAGUGUUAGGGUGACCACAGAGGCUGAAACACAGAAGCCCAGUACAUCCGUUGCACCUACACCCCUGAUUAUCCCCCCUCCCCCGCCAUAUUCAGCUCCCCCUCCACCAGUUAAAAAAGUCUCCCCUCCUACAACUAGAAUGGUCACUCCUCUGCCACCAAUUCAAGAGGUCUCUGCUCCGCCACCACCAAAGGAGGUUUCUCUUGCACCACCUGAAGAGAUUCCUCCUCCACCACCACCAAUAGAGGUUGUACCUCCACCACCAACAAUAGAGGUUUCUCUUCCACCACCUAAAGAAAUUCCUCCUCCACCACCAGUAAAGUUUGCAACCCCACCACCACCAAAAGAGGUUUCUCUUCCACCACCCAAAGAGUUUUCUCCUCCGCCAAUAGAGGUUUCACUUCCAGCACCAACUAAAGAGGUCUCUCCCCCUCCACCACCUGAAGUUUCACCUUUGAAGCCCACAGAGCCCUCUCCUCCACUUGUUAAAGACGUCUCUGUCACACUGGUUACCGUGGUAUCUCCUUCACCAGUUAAAGAGGUCUCCACUGUGUCCACUGAGGAGGUUUCUCCCCCAUCUUCUCAAGAGAAUGCCUCUGAGGAGGUGACACCUGCUAGCAAGCACACUCCACCAGAAAGUAUUCCACCUCCACCACCCCUACAGUCACAACCAAAGUCAUCAGAGCAGGAGACUGAUCUUCCACAAGAGAGCAUCCCAUCUGAGUCUGAAACUAACCCAGGUUCAUCUAACAGUAUUCUCACUCCCCCUCAGAGUAUUCCCCCUCCGCCUCCCACAGAACUUUACCACCAACCUCAGGUUGUGCCUACGAACAUUGAUGUUCCAGCAACCCAGGAGGCUUCCCCUUCACCACCAUCUGAAGCCCCCAUCCCACCAGUUCUAGAAAACUCUCCUUCACCAGAAAAGGCCCAAGAACCUGAUCCUUCUCCACCUGUAAACAUUCCUUUGCCUCCACCCUUGCCUGUGCAGGGUCUUGCCAGCAUCAAGCCGCAGCCUUGUCCUGCAAGCACAGAAAAACAAACCCCUGAGGUGACCUCUGCCCCUGUUGUACAGGAGGGAUCCACUCCCAUUGUUACCCCCUCCCUUCUGCAGAUGGUCAAGCUGCGGUCAGUCAAUAGCAGCCCUGAGCCUCCUAAAGCUCAGGAGCCACCAGAGGCUGAGGUCACGAUGAGGGAGCAGCAGCCCAGCAAUCCAGUCCCAACUUCAUCUGCCAGUGGUGAGGCUCCUCAGAAGCCCAUCAGAAGGUCUCUGAUCCUCCUCUCUCCCGGACCCUUCUCUCCACCAUCCACCUCUCCGCCAUCCACCUCUCCACCACCCACCUCUCCACCUGCUAUAGUUACCGCACUACCAGCUCUGCCCAAGUCCCAGUCCAUUUUGGUUCCACCUACAUCUUCUUCCGCAGUCAUCUCCCCUACAAAAAAGUCUCCUCCUGCCAUGACGGCUUCUCCCUCCAUGAACCUACAGGAGGCCAUCCGUCUGAGGACAGCAGCCAGAUCCAAAGAAGGCCCUGCAUCUCGCCUCAGCUUGCACUCACCAACAUCACCAGUAGACCUCCGUAAGUCCCCAUCCCCCUCCAGCACAGCAAGCUUUAUCUUUGCCAAGAGCACCAAGAGGGUGGUGAUUGAUACCAAGCAGGCACCAGAGACCAUGGCGACCGUACAGAAGACGGUGGAGGUUCCCUCCCCAACAAAGGUGGCGAGUGAGGCGGAGUGGGCGAAGAAGGGCAUCAAGGUGCCACCACCUGUUGCAAAGAAACCCAAAACGAAGGGCAAAGAGAUUGAGACCAGUGAAGGGACGGCGCAGACUGCAGGACAGGAAGCACUGGAAGAGAGUAUCAAGGAUGCUGCGGAGAAAACAAAUGGGACAGCAGGUACUGUUGAAGGAGGGACACCAUCAGCAUGAUUGUAAAGACUGAAGGAGACCUGGGAAGGACUUACCUAUAACACUGAAAUUGCUGACAGUUGGUCUUUGUGUGUGAGAGACAAGAAACUGGAUUUUGAAAAGACGAGAUGCUUAUUUCAAAGAUUGCAUUUGGAAAAGCUGUGGAUUUUAAGAAAAUCCUAUGACUUUGAUGUUAAUGGUGUGGGUCUUAAAUUUCUCAAGUACUCAUUUUGGAGUUUUGUAAGCGUGAAUUCAGCAUAUUUUCUUUUGCCUGUGGGUCUUCUGAGCUUUACCAUUGCUAGAGAUGGGAGUAUAUCGCCCUCUAGUGUCAAACAUUGAUUGUACCACUUUUGUCCUGCUGAAUCAGAGCUUUAGUCAGUACUCGUAUCAAUGGGACUUUUGGGCACUCAUCUGUAAAUAUAGCAAGAUUUUGUACAUUUAACACAUCCAGGAGUGAUGGAUCUUUCCUACAGAGUUCUGUAUUUUCUCCAAAAACGUUUCCACACCAAUUAUAUUUGUUAAAAAAUGUUAAUUAUCUUAAGUUAUUUUUCCUGUUUCCAUGUUCAGAGGAGGGUCUCUACAGGCACAAUGUCUUCUUUGCAGUUUUGUUACACCCUAAUAUCAUUUAAAUCAAAUGUGUAUGUAUAGCUCUUAAUCAUUCCAAAUCGAUGUCCUUCUCAGAAAUCCCACGUCCUUUUUAUUUUGUAUGAUUUAAAGAUCUUUAUGUGUGCGACCGUUAAUGUCACAGAGGCAGUGAGCAGAAAUGUAAAGCAAUAGAGAGAGUCGUUAUUUUGGUGCACAUUUUCUGCUGCUUUUAGUUACUGAGAAUGGAUUAAUGGCUCAAAACAGUGGGAUAUAUCUGUUAAACUAUAAUAUAUUUCAAGCUGGUUUCAGACACUGUAAUGUAAUAAAUCAUUUAUAAUGGAAAAAUAAAGAUUUAUGGACAGAUCAAA
Messenger RNA from Epinephelus fuscoguttatus (brown-marbled grouper), 6048 nucleotides. RefSeq lists its product as uncharacterized. Gene Ontology annotation, biological process: cell differentiation. The coding region runs from base 284 to 5116 and encodes 1610 amino acids. The record is from RefSeq and is a predicted model, not a curated record. NCBI's taxonomy places the organism in Eukaryota, Metazoa, Chordata, Actinopteri, Perciformes, Serranidae. The transcript is spliced from 8 exons.